AUGAAGCGGAAAAGCGAGGGGCGGUCGAGCUCGGCCGCCGCGUCUCCCUGCUCGCCGCGCUGCUCGUCGACCUCGCCGGUUGUGAAGAAGAUCCGCAGCUCCACGCAGCAGGACCCGCGCCGCCGGGGCCCCCAGGUCGACGUGUACCUGGACAUCACCGAUCGCCUUCGUUUUGCCAUUCUCAACAGCAGACCAAAGAGUGCAUCAAAUGUACAUUAUUUCAGCGUAGAUAAUGAACUCGAAUAUGAGAACUUCUCCGAAGACUUUGGACCACUCAAUCUGGCAAUGGUUUACAGAUAUUGUUGCAAGAUAAAUAAGAAAUUAAAGUCCAUUACAAUGUUAAGGAAGAAAAUUGUUCAUUUUACUGGCUCUGAUCAGAGAAAACAAGCCAAUGCUGCCUUCCUUGUUGGAUGCUACAUGGUUAUAUAUUUGGGGAGAACUCCAGAAGAAGCAUAUAGAAUAUUAAUCUUUGGAGAUACAUCCUAUAUUCCUUUCAGAGAUGCUGCCUAUGGAAGUUGCAAUUUCUACAUUACACUUCUUGACUGUUUUCAUGCAGUAAAGAAGGCAAUGCAGUAUGGCUUCCUUAAUUUCAACUCAUUUAACCUUGAUGAAUAUGAACACUAUGAAAAAGCAGAAAACGGAGACUUAAAUUGGAUAAUACCAGACCGAUUUAUUGCCUUCUGUGGACCUCAUUCAAGAACUAGACUUGAAAGUGGUUACCCCCAACAUUCUCCUGAGACUUAUAUUCAAUAUUUUAAGAAUCACAAUGUUACUACCAUUAUUCGUCUUAAUAAAAGGAUGUAUGAUGCCAAACGCUUUAUGGAUGCUGGCUUCGAUCACCACGAUCUUUUCUUUGUGGAUGGCAGCACCCCUAGUGAUGCCAUUGUCAAAGAAUUUCUGGAUAUCUGUGAAAAUGCUGAGGGUGCCAUUGCAGUGCAUUGUAAAGCUGGCCUUGGUCGCACGGGCACUCUGAUAGCCUGCUACAUCAUGAAGCAUUACAGGAUGACAGCAGCCGAGACCAUUGCGUGGGUAAGGAUCUGCAGACCUGGCUUGGUGAUUGGGCCUCAGCAGCAGUUUUUGGUGAUGAAGCAAACAAGCCUCUGGCUGGAAGGGGACUAUUUUCGGCAGAAGUUAAAGGGGCAGGAGAAUGGACAACACAGAGCAGCUUUCUCCAAACUUCUCUCUGGUGUUGAUGACAUUUCCAUAAAUGGGGUUGAGAAUCAAGACCAGCAAGAACCCGAACCUUACAGUGAUGACGACGACAUCAAUGGAGUGACACAAGGUGAUAGACUUCGGGCCCUGAAAAGCAGAAGACAAUCAAAAACAAACGCUAUUCCUCUGACGUGUCCCCUAGCUGUGCUGACCUCUGCACUAUGUAGUAUUGUCAUCUGGUGGAUUGUUUGUGACUACAUUCUUCCCAUCCUGCUAUUCUGUCUCGAUGGUUUCAGAACAUAGUAGCCAUCAGCACCCCCUGACAGAUAGCUGCUUCUCUCCGUUUCAAGGACUAAAACGGUCUUGCGUUAAGUAAAAUCCUGUGACCAGAACUGAAGGAAGACUCUAGGAAAUGAAAACUGCAACAGAAAUUAGCACAAUUUGAAAACAACACAAAAUUGCAAAAGCCUUAGUUGCUUUCCACCUAAGAAGCGAUCAAUGGAGAAAAUGUCCACUGGAGUUUCAAUAAUGAACUUUGAGUUUGGGUGCAAGCAGAUGACUCAAAGAAGGACCCAGCUCUCAAGCUGAAGGACAAAAAUGCUGUUGUAAAUUUAGUCUCAGGUGUAAAUACCCAAGCCCUCUG
Molecule: messenger RNA, 1795 nt
Organism: Chlorocebus sabaeus (green monkey)
Lineage: Eukaryota; Metazoa; Chordata; Mammalia; Primates; Cercopithecidae
Gene: CDC14C
Product: cell division cycle 14C
Biological process (GO): protein dephosphorylation
Source: RefSeq, a predicted model, not a curated record